AUGGCGGAGACGACUAGCCAGAGCAAAAUCACUCCCGUUGCAGAGGACUGGAACUGGACAGCGCGCAUCCGCAAUGAGCUUGACGCUAAUAAGGCCUGGCAACGCAACUGGGGCUUCCUCCUGGAGCAACCAUGCAGAGCCAAACCGCAGCAACCUAUAGCGUGCAAUGGACAGAUGUCAGCGGAUCCCCACGAUGCUCUGUCAGCCUUCAUGCAGAGCGCAGCCCCGGCCAGCUCCAGCGCCGUGCCUCUCAGUUACAUCGCCUCCAAACAGCGCGACUCAGCACGGGCGCGGCGGCAAAUGCAGCAGCAAGAUGCACUGGACGGCUUCGUCAGUAGCUAUAUGGCUAAGGCUUCUCCAAUGGCGCGUGAGCUGCCUACAAAGGAGUUCCGAAAACCUCUUACCACCAGCCACGAGUACGGCUGGGGAAGGAACUUGGAGGUGUUCGGGAGAAUGACGCUUUUGCUCAAAUAG
Molecule: messenger RNA, 474 nt
Organism: Volvox carteri f. nagariensis
Lineage: Eukaryota; Viridiplantae; Chlorophyta; Chlorophyceae; Chlamydomonadales; Volvocaceae
Exons: 3
Coding region: 1-474 (157 amino acids)
Source: RefSeq, a predicted model, not a curated record